CAUGAAUUUUCAGCAAAGCAAACCAAAUCAGAUCUGCCCAUCACUAGCACAUCAGCAUCCCAGAUCUGUUUUAAGAACAGACUUUCUGCAGUGGGGUUGAAGGACAAUCUGUAAAAAAAAAACUGAUUGUAUUUGUUCAAACUGUCAAUCAAUAAGCUCAAAAUUGGCCAAAAAAAGUCAGUGCACGCAUUGCCACCGAUGUCCUGAACUGUAAGAUCAUGUCAGCCAUUGAAAGCCAUAUUCAGAAAAAGAAACACAUUUCUACUAACACUAGUACAAUACACUAAAUGGUGCUACUUUUAAGUGUUCCCUUGCUUCCUGUAGUGUAUUUGCUGCUAGUGCUGAGAUGUUCAAACUUUGCUGCACAAUACUGUGAGGGGAUUCACAGUGAAUAACAUGCAGUCCUCUCAUCAGAGGCAGUCACUUGUACUUCCCCAACUGCCGGAGAGUCUCAGAUUGUCCAUCACUGGCUGAUGAACCCAUAAUAAAGGCAAAAGAGAAAUCCUAAUCCUUCAAACGACACCUUUACAUACAACACGUGAUUGCAGCUGCACCGUAAGAGCCCUCACUGGGGAAAGCCCACAGCCAGUUCGGCAGGUGGAGACAAGGAAACACACAGACCACAUGAAAGGACUGAGGGCUCCGUUUCUGAAACGAAGACUGCAGUGUAGCCUUAAGGUUAACCUGUACUGUUCCCCAGUCACAAAAGAACUUCUUCUCACAAAUCCAAAGUAUGCAUUCUGGGAAAAUCGUAUGAUAUCUAUUGAGAUUGACACUCCAACUCAGAUUUCUUUGGUCGAUGAAGCAACAGGUGAUAAAGAAGAUGUUGUGGUCACACUUUUACCUGCAGGUCACUGUCCAGGAUCAGUAAUGUUUUUGUUCCAAGGAAACGGCGGCACCGUUCUGUAUACAGGUGAUUUUCGGCUUGCAAAAGGAGAAGUGGCGCGUAUGGAGCUUCUACACUCAGGAAACAGAGUGAAAGACAUAGAGAGUGUUUAUUUGGAUACUACGUUUUGUGACCCUAAAUAUUUUCAGAUUCCUAGCAGGGAAGAAUGCUUGUUUGGAAUUUUGGAGCUGGUUCGAAGUUGGAUCACACUGAGUCCUUAUCAUGUUGUGUGGCUCAACUGUAAAGCAGCUUACGGCUAUGAGUAUUUAUUCACAAACCUUAGUGAGGAAUUUGGAGCAAAGGUCCAUGUGAAUAUGUUAGACAUGUUUAAAAACAUGCCUGAAAUCCUGUGUCAUAUAACAACUGACCGCCGGACACAAAUACAUGCCUGCCGACAUCCUGUGAAUGAAGCGUUCAUGCGAGGUAAUAGGAUGCCCUGUGGAAUGCUCUCAGAUGAUGGCAUCCCUCUACAUGUCAUCAGCAUUAAACCAUCCACUAUGUGGUUUGGGGAAAGGACCAGGAAGACCAAUGUGAUUGUAAGGACUGGAGAGAGUUCCUAUCGUGCUUGUUUUUCUUUCCAUUCCUCAUACAGUGAGAUUAAAGAUUUCCUGGGAUACAUCCUGCCCAUGAAUGUUUAUCCUAAUGUGAUUCCUGUGGGGAAAUCAAUAGAAUAUGUAGAAAGCAUCUUAAAACCUCUAUGUAGAUCUUAUUCUGACAGUUCAGUGGUAAAGUAUAAACCACUUGGAGCCCUGAAGAGAGUGAGACAUGUGGAUGCUCAAGACACAGAUAAAGAUGGUAUUGAUUCUUUAUUUGAUGAUUAUCCAUUGACUCAUGUGAGGAACAAGAUUGCCCGAGAUCUCCACUGGAACUCAAAACAGUGUGGCCCUAUUUCAUCUGCAGUCCACAAAGAGAAUGCCAGACCUGCAGGUAACCCCACUGACAUGUCAGUCAACACAGUCUUGCCGGUAGACUAUAUUGACUGUGAGGAAUCUAAUGGGGAGGACGAAGAUGAGGAGGAAGAAGGUACGGAAGAAGCAUCCUCUAAGAUAAUAGAAACUUCACAAGUUGAGACUGCUUCCAGGAAUUCUGGUGACAUUGACUUAAAACAAGCAACAACUAAUGCAGAGGAAAGUGAUGUACCUGAAUGGAGUUCCUUCUUCAGGCCUCAAAUCUUGGGAAAGGUUGAUGUCUCAGAUACAGAUACAGAACAUAAUCCAGCAUCUGGAGAUGGUAUGGCUUCCCUCUCACCAAAAUUGUUCAGCGAUUCCGAUGAUGAUUCUACUCAUAUUUCCUCCAUGAAUUCCUCUCAGUCAACUCACAUCUCUGAACAAGGUAGUCAAGGAUGGGACAGUCAAGCUGACACUGUCCUGCUAUCUUCUCAGGAAAAGAGAGCUGCAGAACUGUGUGUUACACAUAGAUAUUCUACUCUAUCUGCUAUUGAUGAGUCGGCGAUUCCUGAAGCCUCCGGAGUUAAUGAGUCUCCAAACCUGAAGCUCAAUGAUCAAACUGUUGACCUUGUGACCACAUCUCCUACUAAAGUAUUUGGAAUUCCUAAGGCAAAAUACACAGACGAUAGUUCAUUACUGAACUCUGAGCUAAAGUCAGACUCCCAAAGUUCUUCUGAUUUUGACAUUCCUUCUACUCCUGGAACUGAACAACCACAAGCAGAUAAACUGCAACAUGUGUAUAAGAGGCUUGCAAUGGGAGAUAAUGUUUUAUAGAAUAAACAAAGGGUAAAAUAUUGUGUAUUUGUAAGAUAAACAACUAUACAAUGGAAUAGGAUCACCCAAUAUGGAGUAGCUGGCUCCUAACUGGGACAUAUGAAAAUGUAUCUUUUUUGUUAAUGGAUUUUUUAAAGAAAUCUAUUGUGUGUUUUACAUAGUUUCAUAGAGGUUUACAACUGUGUUGGCAUCUUCUUCGGCCUCAGACACUGGCGCUUCUUGCUGCAUUGCCCUGUGGCAGAUCUCUCCUGCGUUCCACCGUAGGGAAGGGCAAGAAGAAAUGCAGCCCAUUUUCAGGAUCAGGUUGUAAGAGCCCUUAUGGAGCUGUUGACACCUUGUUGCUGAAAAUUGACCAUAAAACCUUAAAGGAGGCAUCCUGCACUUGGGGGUGCCAAAUGUUAGGCACCCUAAGUGAUUGUAUUGACU
Messenger RNA from Xenopus laevis (African clawed frog), 3033 nucleotides. RefSeq names its product DNA cross-link repair 1C S homeolog (gene dclre1c.S). The coding region runs from base 625 to 2607 and encodes 660 amino acids. Gene Ontology annotation, cellular component: nucleus. Lineage: Eukaryota; Metazoa; Chordata; Amphibia; Anura; Pipidae. Gene Ontology annotation, molecular function: 5'-3' DNA exonuclease activity; damaged DNA binding. The transcript has 14 exons. Gene Ontology annotation, biological process: interstrand cross-link repair; double-strand break repair via nonhomologous end joining; telomere maintenance. The record is from RefSeq and is a predicted model, not a curated record.